GUCUGUCCCCCCCAAUGACUAGCAAGACAUCAUUGCCUCAAGACUGGCACAUUCCAUCAAGGGCCCUGGGUGUCAGUCCAAGAACGGUGGGGGUCAUACUGGUGCAGUUCCUGUUGCUGAUCUUCUAUAGCAGCUGCGUGUUUCUGUUCAUCGGUACUUGUGUGUUGGGACUGUGCAUCAGCAGUGUGUUCCCCUCCAUGCUGGCAUUUACAGAAGACACACUGGACUACAAAGGCUGUGCCACAACUGUCCUGGUGACCAGUGCCAGCACAGGAGAGAUGAUGCUGCAGCUGCUUGUUGGAUCUGUAAUCCACAGUCAGGGCAGUUACGCUUUCCUGUUGUGUUGUACAAUAGCUUCAUUCAUCGGUUUCUGUCUCUUCCUGCUUUUCCUCUAUGUCCAGCACGUCCACAGAAACUGCCAAACAGAUUCAUCUAAAGACACUGACAUGGAAGAGAAGCCAAAGACAGGAGGCUCCUGAUCUGAGGGUGAGGACCCGAUGGCUCUGCUGAGGUCUCUGACCUUUUACCCCAGUGUCUGAGGUUUAUCCUGGCCUCCUCCAAGUGAACAUUUCUGACCUAAAGAGAAGUCUACUUUGAAGCCUGAUGAUCAACAAGCAGCUCUGCUUGACUUAAUUUUUGGGACAAUCAUCUCUUGUUGCACAUUUGAAUUCUGCUGUAGGUAGCUUGUAAAAGACACUUUAAUGAUUAAACAUUGCCUUUUCAGUGUGAAUGGGAAUGGAAGUAAAAGUGUGUGUGAUAUCUGCUCUGUGACACCUGCAAUAUAUCUGGUUGCUACUGUUGUGUAACUGUGACUCAGAUCAGACUCUGUAAGUCCUACUGUUUGUGAUUUCCUGUUGGCUGGAUGGAGCCACCGGACCUUAAUAACACAUGAUGAUGGAAUACAGAGA
This is a messenger RNA of Dicentrarchus labrax (European seabass), 908 nucleotides long. RefSeq names its product major facilitator superfamily domain-containing protein 4A-like. The transcript has 5 exons. The record is from RefSeq and is a predicted model, not a curated record. Lineage: Eukaryota; Metazoa; Chordata; Actinopteri; Moronidae. The coding region runs from base 15 to 479 and encodes 154 amino acids.